CAUAGGCGAUUCUGGAAGGAAAAGGAAAUUACAGUGGACGUCUUGUUAAGAAAUACGAUAUUGUUUCGCUUUCCACUGGGGAUCUGUUGAGGAUGCAUAUAAAUGAUAGAACCGAAGUCGGACGAAUGGCCGAGGAGAUUGUUGCUCAGGGGGGAUUAGUCCCAGACGAACUCAUGCUACAGGUCGUUACCAGUAAAUUAGACCUCUGCACAACAAGCACUGGAUUCUGGAUGGAUUUCCUCGUACAUUCGCGCAAGGAGAGCUCCUAAACACGCAUCUCAAUAAGCAAAACACACCGUUAAGUUUGGUCGUGAAUCUUGAUGUUCCGGACGACAUCAUCUUCAGCCGUAUCUCGGAUCGCUGGGUGCAUCUACCUUCCGGUCGGGUGUAUAAUCUAUCCCCCCAAAGUCGAAGGAUUCGACGAUGAGACUGGUGAACCCCUCACCAAAAGACCUGAUGAUAAUCCCGAAAUCUUUGCUCGCCGUCUCGAAAAGUUUUACUCGACAACUUCACCUCUACUAGAUUUCUACGCUCGUCUAUCUCAGGCCCAUAUUUCAACACCUCCGCAUCGUCAUCCUCACCAGCACCCGCAUCAGCUUGCUUUCCACACCACGCCGCCGCAUCGCCUGAUGAUGCAGUCAAUAUCCGGAACUACAUCUGAUGAAAUUUGGCCUGAGCUGGAAAGGGUACUGAAAGAUACUUUUCCUGGGUUGAAAGAGAGGGCAGAGAGUGCUGAUGCACGGAGAAGGCAUAGUCUAAGUGAUGCUAUUGCUUCAGCCUCGAUGAACGCCACUAUAUCAAAAUAGAAACCUUAUCUUGUCAUGACCUUAGUUGGUCCUGUCUUGACCUGACUGCCAUAUGCUUAUUAAUGCAUCAGUUCUCAAUAACAUUCAAGUACAGACCACAAACCAGUACCCUGAACUUUGAAGACACCUUGCAGGGUUGCAUUGUAUGUAUGUAUAUACUUAUCGACAAUAAGAAACAAUCAGUUUUGGGGAAGUAAUGCUACAUACUCGGCUUCCCAAAAUUACAUGUAAAGUAAAAACCACAAAAUGAACAGCUCCUCACAGCCACAUUUGCAUUGACAACUUACUCAUACGAGCCGCGCAGAACAAAGAAACUGUGAAGAACU
This is a messenger RNA of Lentinula edodes (shiitake mushroom), 1132 nucleotides long. RefSeq lists its product as uncharacterized. NCBI's taxonomy places the organism in Eukaryota, Fungi, Basidiomycota, Agaricomycetes, Agaricales, Omphalotaceae. The coding region runs from base 321 to 806 and encodes 161 amino acids. The record is from RefSeq and is a predicted model, not a curated record. The transcript has 4 exons.